AUGUCAAAAUAUAAUAAAGAUUCGUCUAUUAUUAUUAUCGGGUCAGGUGUAUUUGGUUUAUCAACGGCUUAUAACUUAUCCAAUGAAGGUUAUAGAAACAUAACUAUAUUUGAUAAGACAGAUUUAUAUUCACUAAGCUAUUUAGGUGGGAAUACAGCAUCUUCAGAUUUGAAUAAGGUAUUCCGAGAAUUUUAUGAAUCCAAGGAUCACUAUCAUAAGUUAGCCAUUGAAUCCCGAAAAAUAUUUGAAAAAUGGGAUCAAGAUUUACAAAAUUUAAAAAAUUCUGAAUUAAACGAGAAAUUAACCAGAUUGAAGAUCAUUGAUGAUUGUGGAUUAAUUAGAUUAGACUCGGAAAUUACAGAUUACGAAUUGAAUAAUCUUGAAACGUUUUCAAAAUCGGGUUUACGAGACACUCAAUUCGUGCUAGAUGAUCUUCAAGAUAUCAAACGGGCAAAUCAACAAGGGUGGGGUCAUAAAUUAGAUUUGUUUCCAUCGUUAAAAUAUAAGGGAGUUUUAGAUUCAACCAGUGGAAUUAUUUAUGCUUCAAGAGCUUGCACUUACGUUCAAUAUGUUUUAAGACUGCGUGGAGUAAAGUUCAUCACUGGAAGUGAAGCUGGUCAAGUUAAACAAAUUCUCGAAGAUGAUAACGGGGAAGUGAAAGGGAUUAGUACGUUUGACGGGAAACAUCAUUAUUCGGACUUGGUUAUUUUAGCAGCAGGACCGUGGUCAGCUAAACUUUUACCUCAAUUAACCAGAUUGAGUGAGGGUCAAUCUGGAAAUGUUAUUCAUUUGAAAGUUCCGCAAGUAAUUUCGUUACAAGCAAAGUAUAGUCCAGAAAACUUCCCGAUUUUAUUAUGGAAAGUAAAUCCAAAAUAUAGAAGUGGAAUUGGAAUUUUCCCCAUUACUAAACCAGAAGGAAUAAUGAAAAUCAUUGUAUUACAACCAAAGUUUAGAAAUCCGACACCAGUAAAUGAUCAACAGGCACCUUCUAUUCCAUUACACGAUGAGUCAAGGUUGACUAAAGUUAUAAUUACCAAGGUAAAACAAUUUAUACAAGAAUUUUUCCCAGAUUUAAUUGAACAUGGUGUAAAAAUAUCUAAAACGGAAGUUUUAUGGUAUACCGAUGUUAUAAAUAAUGAUUUUAUCAUAGAUUGGGUUCCCAAUAAAUCAAAUUUGAUUAUUAUGACUGGUGGAUCUGGUCAUGGAUUCAAAUUCUUACCAAACUUAGGAAAGUUUGUGGUAAAUCUUUUGCAUGGUGACGUUAAUAAUCAAUAUAAUCAAAUUUUUAAAUGGAGAAAUCCAGAAAUUUACGAAGAUGUCAAUGGAAUCAGAGAUAAUGAUCGUGUAUUGAGUGAGCAAGAAUUUGCAUCAAUUGAAGAUUUACAAUUGUGA
Molecule: messenger RNA, 1392 nt
Organism: Scheffersomyces coipomensis
Lineage: Eukaryota; Fungi; Ascomycota; Pichiomycetes; Serinales; Debaryomycetaceae
Product: FAD dependent oxidoreductase
Exons: 1
Coding region: 1-1392 (463 amino acids)
Molecular function (GO): sarcosine oxidase activity; flavin adenine dinucleotide binding
Source: RefSeq, a predicted model, not a curated record